Messenger RNA from Ochlerotatus camptorhynchus, 5672 nucleotides. RefSeq lists its product as uncharacterized. Gene Ontology annotation, molecular function: protein binding. NCBI's taxonomy places the organism in Eukaryota, Metazoa, Arthropoda, Insecta, Diptera, Culicidae. Gene Ontology annotation, cellular component: extracellular region. Bases 610 to 5385 code for a protein of 1591 amino acids. The record is from RefSeq and is a predicted model, not a curated record. The transcript is spliced from 6 exons.
ACUGCCGUCCGAACUGGACCUGUUUGAACCCCGUUCCUGUUGUUGUUGCAUCGUUGGACGUUUUCUACGUUUCUCUGACACUACUGGCUGACGGUUGACCAAGAUUCGUUCCAGUGUUUUUGUGGCCGUUGUGGAGGAAAAAGAUGUGCGAAUGAGGCUGAUCUUGCGGUGAUUUUUCUUUUACGCGUUUCCAGAUUUGUGUGAUAUACGGUUGCCUGCAUAUGGAUGAGCGAUAGAAGAGCAAACGUGUUCGUCGGGAUGCUGUUAGGUGGUGUCUUGCAACAGUUGUACACUUUGUGCAAGAAUCUUAUUUUCGGGAGCAAUUAGAGUUGUCAGGUUGAGCUGGAAGAAAGAUAAUUUGCUUUUGUGGCUUUUGGUUGGAGAUUCGUGUUUGAAGAGAGCGCGUUUUUUCCCCCUUGUGUCCAAGGUGUCCAUAAUUUUUUGUCUAAGAAGUGGUUGACCCAAAUUUGGCCUUGAAAGUGUGUGACCCACAGUGGUGAAGUGAAUAGUUUGAUCAAUGAUCUACGAAUGUAGGAAAAGAAUGAUUCGUGUUUCCGAAUGAGAUGAAAAUCGACAAUUGAAGUGGUUUACAAAAGGUGUGAUAAGAGGAUGUGUAUUAAUACUAUCCUGUUCAAGAUGGAUAGCAUCAAGCGCCAGUUAGGGCUUGGAGACGGUCGUUGGUGGUUUUUCCCGGGAAGAGGUUCUCCCACAUUGUUGCUCUAUGGCGUUCUGCUGAUCAUAGCUUUGACUCCCGGAGGAUCAGUCGAAGGAUACCGUGUGCAAAAAAGAGAGACGAACAGUUGCUACUACAAUGGGACCCACUUUAUGGAGGGAUCGAUUGUUCCCACGAAGGAACCUUGUCUGAUGUGCAAGUGCCAAAGCAAAACGUUGAUCUGCGCGCUGAAAGUUUGUCCGGAACAACCCAUCCCACCACCACGUGGUUGCAUCCUCGUGCACAAGAGUGGCUCCUGCUGUCCUUACCUGCAGUGUUCCAAGCUUCAUUUGGCCACGAAGAACAGUGGCGAUCGAAAGAAAAUUCAUUUCCUAGAUUACUAUGAGAAGGAAGCUCAAGAACGACUAUCGAACCCCAAUUCCUACCUACGGAGAUCUGACGAUGAUGAUGUUGAAGAAAAUGGAGCAUGCAUUAUCAACGGCACCGUGUACAAGUCAGGCUCCGCUAUGACUUCAUCUUCGCUAUGCUCAUACUGCUACUGUAUCAAUGGUAGUCAAAAGUGUGUAAAGCCUAAAUGUGCCCUGCCCAAUCCACGCUGUGCGCCCAUAUUUAUCGAUUCGGCUUGCUGCCCUAUCCGAUACGACUGUACUGGGAAAACACCAAUCAAGGAAGUAACAUCUACCGAAUCACCGAAUCUCGUUCGCAGAAUCAACAACCGCCAUUACCUGCGGACAGUUGAACGAAAGGGAGUCAAGACCAUUGGAUGUGCGAUUGACGGGAAAAUGUAUCCAGAAGGAGAACGUAUUAGUAACCAAGAUCCGUGUCAAGUGUGCUUCUGCAUCCGCGGAGCGCAGAAAUGUACCCCCAAGAAGUGUGCUCCAACUAUUAAAGGAUGUACGCCCCGAGUACCCCGAGGAGAAUGUUGCGCGGUGCGGUACGACUGUAGUAAGUUCUCAACAGGAUCUCGAGUGUUCCGUAGUUCGGUUGAUAACUCAACGCUCGUUUCAGAACACGGUGACCAGAAGCGACUGAGUUCUCGGAAGAUUGAGGAAGAAGAGGAGCCGUUUGACUUCUUUUCUAUCCUCUUCGGCCCGGACCCGGAUGAACCGAAACCGGAGGUGAAGAAUGCUACCGAGCCGGUAGUUACGGAGGCAACUCCCGUGAGUUCGACAUCGGAGAAGAGCUUCUUUGACUUCUUGAAGGCUGGUUUGGAGUUUAUUGAUAGCAAUUCGGACGAUUUGCUGGAAACGACGGUGAAUUCUGCGCCGACGGAGAUUAUCCCUACUACAGAGGGUACGGUUGAAGUCCAGACGGUGCGAGUGGAAAUCGUUCGUGAGCCACAAACGGUCUACAUCGAGAAGCCGGACUUUAAUUUCCCGGUAAGGACUACUUUAUCUCCAAUCAAGAGGAUCAGCACUACCCGUAAACCUAUUGCAAGUGCGACGGCAUCUACUACGACGACCAGAUCAACAACCACUACUACAACGACGACAAGUCCACCAUCAACAACAACGACGAUUACGACGACAACAACCACGCCGGCUCCUACCACUACCACAACUACAACCGUCGCCCCAACUACAACCCCAGCCACAACUACAAACCCAGCCACAACUACAACCCCAGCCACAACUACAACUCCAGCCACAACUACAUCUCCAGUUACAAGUUCAGUUGCCUCUUCGGAGCCAACGACGGCUGCAGUUCGACAAAAAGAAAAGCAAAAGAUCCCGGUUGCGAUCGAGCUGACCAAAGCGGAACCUGAGUUCCAGGAUCUAGAAUCAGACUCCCUACUGAAGGAAAAUAUAACUGACGUGUCGAAUUCGCUCGCUGAUCUAGAAUCAUCGGAAGAGUAUUCCGAUUCAGACGAAUUCCGGACAAGCGAUGAAACAUCAACGGUCAAGAGCGCGGAAACUGAAACCCUUGCCUCGACUACCGACAGUGCCGAGCGGUCGUCGUCAGAAGAUCCGAUGAUGACGGAGAGUGGAACGACGGCUACACCCAUUGACGUUGUUAUCAAGGUGGAUGAUUCCAUUAGCAGUUCGGCCGUGGAAUCGAUCCUAAGCUCGCUAAAUGCCAAAAUAGAAAAGGUUGAGCCACUGCCUGCAACGACGAUGAUUGCAAUGAAACGACCCAAUAACAAGUUUGUCGGUUUCGAGCUCGAUAAGAUUCCUACGACAGUGGUUACCACAAUGACGACAUCCUCGACGGUACCAUCAUCCACCGAAGAAAUGUCUACAGAGAGUAGUGAGGUCACGACUGAUAGGAGUACCGAGGAAGCGAUAACCACGGAAGCAUCCGACAGAGAGAAUGAUUCCAGUGAGGAAUCAACGGUGGAUUACAAGAAUGAUGAAAUGUUGGUUGAAGAUAUGAUGACAACCGAGUCAUCAGUUGAGACAACGACGGCAGAACAAAUUGAAGAACAAGAGACGGCGGAAACAACCACAGUUGGUUCUUAUGAUGUGACAUCAACCGUAGCGACGACUACAGUCGUGGACGACGAUAUAAUGGAAUUCAAGAGCGAGAGUGAAACUGAGCUUCCAGUUACGGAGCAAGAUAUGGUCCAAACAACGACGGAGCUUCCAGUGACUACUACCACCCAGAAGAUCAAGACAGUUACCCUCAAGAACACAACCAAGCCGCUAGUAACCAAAGAAAAUAACCUGCUAUCAGUUCUACUGACGGAACUUUCAAACAUGUUUGACUCAACGAGGAACGAUUCCGGUAAACAGAAUGUCAAAAAUCGUACCGAACAUCGACCAGUAACGCCGAAACCGAUCCCAAUCGGAGAGUUUCAUCGACCCAGCAGUAUACCGUCGAUUCUCGAGUCUGACAUCGAUCUAGACUACAGCGAACCCACGCUUCCGCCUAGUCUUCCAAACUUGAAAAUCAUUCCGUUCCUCCCAGCAGAUGCUGUCAAAAAGAAUGAGGCUCAGAUCCCCCUGGCCGCUCCGUACGACUUCUACAAACCCAACCCAACCAAUUAUCCGAUCAUCACUGAAAGCUACGAGCCGUAUGGUGUUCUUUCCGAUCAUGAAAUUCAUCCCGGAAUGCCGUUCAAACCUCCAAAGUACGAUUACAGCUAUGAUCAGUCGUUGGGAUAUUCGGCACUUACGGAGAACUACGACUUGGAUGCCAAGAGCAAUCAUUAUAACACGAAGAUCAUUCGCGAUAAGUACGAUACGAUUGCUGACACAGACUACGAGUACGAUACGGAUGCUUUGGCCAAGUAUGAUAUUCAUGCCAAAAAAGAACUGUUUAAAAACGAACUGAAAAAGUUCAUCCCGACCAAGUACGAGGUGCCACAGGAGGGAACGUACAUUCCCGUGUAUGACAAGUACGGAGUUGGAUAUCCGGAGAAGAACGUGUACUAUUCGAAUCACAAGGAAACGUACGAACCAGUUGUGUACAACACGAAGAUGGAGAUUAAUACGGAGCAUCCAUUGUUCCGAUUGGAAGAACAAUCGGCUGGCAGCAGUGGAUUCUCGCCACCUACGAAAACCGAAGGUGGAUUCUUGCCAAAGGAUCACAUCAAGGAGGACUUCUACUACGAACCGUACGUCACGACUGCCUUCCCGAUUGAGCUGCCGACAGACACCACCAAGUCACCGUACAAUACUACAGCUGCUACCUUUGGAGCUACGCCAGCAAAUCCCUUUAUUGAUGUUAUACGUCCGGAACCGGCGCCGCCGUUGAUGAGUCUCAUCGAGGACAAAGAGAAACUGUUCUCCGUGUACCAUUCGGUUGCCAAGAACAAUCAUUCUACGUUGGAUGAUCUAUUGGAUAACGAUACCGUAGAUAGCUCGGAAUACGAUAAGCAGAUCAUUUCGAUCACAACGGAUGCCAACUACCUGUCGACGAUUGGAAACUCGUUAGAGAAAAUCAACGAAGCUUCCAGUAACGAGGGUGCAUCGGCUCUGCCGUUGCGUAGUGAUGUGGACUACACAGGGCUCCCGAUGGAAAUGGAAACCACCCAAACGGUGCGAAACUCCACCGAACCAGAACCGAACGGUAUGUUCAGUCUGGAGAAUGUACUGAAUUAUUUGUUCCGUGAAGAAGAGCAACAGCAUGUCAACGGGGUGCAGAAUGCUACCCCUACAACGCCUGGCCUUAUGAAUGGAGUUCCACCGUUCAAAACCAUCAAAUCUCACAUGGGAAGUGUUUAUAGUUCGCCAACGAGCAUAGAAGCAUCGCUAGGAGAUGUUCAGCAUCAUGCGGAAGAUGAGGAGCAGCAUGACGGUACGGUAACUCUCAAGGUGGAAAGUGAACAAAACGGUUCCAAAGACCUGUACAGACCUUCUCUGAUGGAUCUACCGUUCCUGAAUCCCAUUUUCCACUCCACCAGUGGAAGCGGUGCACAGGAGGUUGAGCUUAAGAAUGACAUCGACCGAUUUGGGUUUGAUCCGGACGCAGAACACUAUCAGGUGAUAUCGGAUGGACCGCCGAAUACGAUUCCGAAUUCGGAGACCUACGUGGUCAACCCGGUGGACAUCAACAAACUGAAGCAGCAUCACUCCGAAGGUACGGCGGAGAUUACGAUGAAGUCCAAGGUGUACAGCUUGAAGGAUACCGUUGGCAUCUUGAAGCUGGCCGGUUGUAAUAUCUACGGCCGGAUGUACAGGGUUGGAAGGAUAAUCUCCGAGCUGUCCGGACCGUGUCUGGAGUGUAAAUGUACCGAAGUGGGAGUGCAUUGUACGCCACUGAACUGUUGAGAGGAUGAUUGUUGAGCGAGCUUGGAUGAAUGAGUUGUGAGUGAGCAAGUAUGAGUCCCUGUGAUUUUCGUGAUAUUAUUGUAGUGUUUUAAGUAACUGCGUAAAUCUUAACGAAUGUAGAUCGUCGUUAAGAGUUCGAAAUGGUUUACCGAGCGAAUGUGACACAGUAACCGUACUUAAUUUAUGUUGAAACUACGAGCUAGCUUGCGUAAGUAGCCGAUAAGUUAUGAGAAUAUGAUUCGUUAUGAAUCGCGGUAAUAGGUAGUUGGCGAAGAUUAAAAUCAGAU